Molecule: messenger RNA, 1911 nt
Organism: Funneliformis mosseae
Lineage: Eukaryota; Fungi; Glomeromycota; Glomeromycetes; Glomerales; Glomeraceae
Source: the annotation of a GenBank genome assembly
AUGGACGAACUUAUUGCAGGCGCUGCACUUACCACCGUGACAUUUGUUGGCAAAGCUGCGUUCUCUCAUUCCAUGAACUAUGUUCUCAGACAAGUCACGACCAGUAUGACCAAUAAUGUGGCGAGUAGAGUUACGAGAUACAUGCGAAAGGAAGCCUCUUCCUCUACUUCCAGAGAGGAGGAAAGCAAAGUUAUCUCUUCAAUUGUUGCCAACGAAGAUGAAUUAAAGCGUGCUAAAGAGAGUUUGGGACUUAGCAUUCGCAUGAUAUUACCAGCAAUCGAUUUAAUAGAAAUCAUUUCAGCACGUGGUAACACUACAUUACAAUCAACGGUUGAACAUGCAAAGCAAUUACAAAAAGAAAUCUUAUCAGUUGGAAAGAAACUUGACCCCAAUUUGAAUCAAGUUUCGGAAGGUUUAUCCGUUCAACAAAUCACUUUAGAUAAUGAAAUUUUAAUAAAAGAGAUUGAGAUACUUAUACAAAAAAUUGAAAGAUUUGUCCCAUAUCUCAACCUUAUAAUGACUACAAGUGGUGCUAAUUUAAAUUGGAGUUUGCCAAAUUCUGUUAGUCCAUCACGAUUUCUACAAUCUUCUAAUUUAUUAUCUGAAACAAAUCGAAAAUUUUCUAUCAAUAAGGAUAAACAAAUGCGUGUUGGAUCUACACUUAAGCUGAAAUUAUAUUACAUGUUUACAGCUUCAGUGAGACCAAAAUCUGUUAAAGACUUCACUUGGAAAGAAGAAUUUACAAAAUGUGAUGCUAGUUUAAAUAGAGUACAUUUAAACGAUGGAAGAUAUCAUGAAGAAUUUGAUGCGGGAGAUUUAAAGAAACAAAAAGAAACCAGAGCAAAGUUGGGUAAACCAAAUGAAAGUAUCCCAGGAAAAAUGCUUCGUAUCCCAGUGAGUGAUAUAUCGCGUUUGUAUUAUACCUCGUCUGGAAGUUUGUUGAACAUUGAAGAAUCAAGGUCUCCGGUUUUAGUACUUAAAGUUAUAAAAGGUUUAUCUAGAACUCGAAUGAUUAAAGAAAAUGUCGUAAAUGCAAAGGAUACAGACUCUAACCCUUUGUAUGUACCACCGAUUGCGGUUACGCCGGAGAAGCGUAAAAAGGAAUCAAAGUAUCAAGCGAACGCAGAAUUUUAUGCAUUAGAAUUAUUUCAAGAAUCAGAAAACAUUCCAAAUACUAAUUCGAAAGAGGAUACAUCAUUAAAAUAUCCCGAAACUCCAUCACCGAGGAAAAUACCCUUGCCUUUAACCCCUAAUGACUCAGCCUACCCCCCAACACCAACACCAAGAAGAGUACCUUUGCCACUAACUCCUACUCCUAGCGAGUCGGAAUAUCUUUCAACACCCUCGCCAAAAAGUCCUGUUGAAUCGAAAUCUACUUCGCGUAGAAAGAUACUUAUUGAAGAUGAUGAAGAUUCAACUAUAAGUGAUGAAUCAGAAAGUGAAGCAAAGAAAGAAAAUGCGAAAUUUGAGGUUUUUGAUAAUAAUGUUACUGGUACUAUUAUUCCUGAACCUUUAUCUCCAAAGACUUCAAAUAUGCCAGAGAACAAGGAUACCGAAUCUGAUGAGGAAAUUCAGAGUAGUAUAAAUACUUUGAGCCUUUUAGAAUUUCUCUUGCGUUUAAGUGCAUUAGAAGUAAGUGAACAAACAAGUCACCUUGAAGUAACCGAUGAGAAGCUCAACCUCUUUUUAAGAGAUGAAGAUUCAUCUGGGGCUUCACUUGGUUCACAAACCCCAGAAUCGACACCAUCUAAAUCAACUUCUCGUACUUCGGGUCCCCGUAGUACACCAGGCAAGUCAUCUUCAUUAUCCUCAUCUAGAAGAAUAUUAUUUAAGGAUGAUAUAAGGUUAAAAGAAGAUCUUAUGGACAGUCCGUUGACAAACAAAAUGUCAAAUUUGAAAUUAAAUGAAUAA